UAAAAUAUGUAUUUAUGUUAAACUGUUUAAAGAAUAAAAAAAAAAAAAAAAUGUUUUUGCAAACAUUAUACAAUGAAUAAUGUUGUUUAAAAUUCUGAUGAAACAAGAAAAGAGCAAAGAACAUAAAUAAACGAUUCGGUUGAAUGCGGGCACGUAUGUGUUUGUUGAUUUCAAAACUGACCAUAAAAAUCAAAUUAAUUCAUAGAAAGGAUGAAAUAUAUAUAUAUAUAUAUAAAAAAAAAACUAACUUUUUAAAUUUAUAUAUAAGUAUAUGAGAAAUUUAUAAGACAUUUAAUUAAAACAAAAUAAUGAGAUUUAUACAUUGACGUGCACGUUGACUAUGAUAUUUUACAUAAUAUUACACAUUUCAAAUUUAAAUAAACUUAACGUAAACAUGCGUGUAUGAUCUUAAUAACACUUAUUAAUAAAAAAAUAAAAAAAUAUCAAUAAAUCGUUCAUAAAAAAAAAAAAAAAAAAAAACUUAUCUGGAGUGGAGCCUUGAUCGUAAAAUUAUGCACAUUUCUAAUUGAUAAAAAAAAUAUUAGAAAAAAAAAAAAAAACAAACAAAUACAAACUAAAUGAGUAAUAAUAAUACCCAUAAUAAUACCCAUAAUAAUACCCAUUCAUUAUUGUAAGAUAUUUAAUGAUCAAGAAUAUUUCAAAACUCUGUUACGGUACAUAAAUUAACAAUAAAUUAAUUUAAAAUAAAAAACAAAUUAUAAAUGAAUCUUGAUGUAUGCCAUAAUAGAAAAAAAAAAAGCACUGAGCAAAGUUUUUAAUGUCAAGCAAAUGAAGGGUUGUAAGGGGAAGAAAAAAAUAUAUAAAGAAAUAAUACUGCAAAAAGCGGUAAUAGGCUGAAGAAAAAAAAAAAAUCUAAAGUAAGUACAGUGGGCAAAGAAUUGUUUCGUCAUAUUAAGGUGGUGGUACAUUCAAGGUUUAUACGUUUCAUCGUUAUAUUCGAACUCCUCAGUCUAUCGCUUUCUCUGACACAGAGAACCUGUCCGAUCCAGGUCAAAAUAUACGUAAAACUCUACUUUAACAUCUUGUGCUUGAGAUAAAUUAAUUAGAUUAUUUUAUAAUAUAAAAUGUCGUGAGAUGUAUUCAUAAAUGAUGAAAGAAGUUGUAAUAUUUUUGUGUAAAAAGAACAAACAUUUUCUUAAAACAAAGCAUACUUGUGUUUUAUAGUUUUUCAAAAUCAUCGUUCUUCCUGUAACAGAUGAAAAUGUUUUAUUGAUAUUAUUUGAAAAUGUUAUCAUUGGAUAACAACGAGCUGCUAAUUCAAAUACAUGAAAAGGAUAUUAAUAUUGAACAAAAAAAUGUUAACAAAUAAUUCAAAUAAUCUCAAGAAAAAAUCCAAUAAGAUAUUUUUUUGAUUUACUUUUAACAAUCCUGUUUGUGAGGAACUUAAUCAUUUUAAAAAAAUAUCACAUUUUUGGACAAAAGGAAAAGAUUAAUACACCUAUUCAAAAGUUUAUGUGAUUUUUAUUGAAUAUCUUUGAUUCAACGAUAAUAAUAAUAUUGCAUCUAUCUAUCUAUCUAUCUAUCUAUCAUCUUUAUAUUAUCCAAAAUUAAGAUUAAAUAAUCAUGGAUCUCGAUGCAACAGCAACAGCUGCAAUACAAGCAAAUACGGUUGCACUUGGUAUUGGAAAAAUAAGUAUCGUACCAUUCCUAAUAGCUGCUUUAACUUAUUUCAAUUAUUAUCUAAUGGAUCCAGAAAAUCAACCAAGAGUAACGAAAAAUUUAUUGAAGGAAUACGAUUUUGUAAUAAUCGGUGGUGGUUCAGCCGGUAGUGUUAUUGUUAAUCGAUUAACGGAGAAUCCAAAGUGGAAUGCACUUCUUCUAGAAGCAGGUGGUCAUGAAACCGAGAUCACGGACGUACCAAUUUUGUCACUUUAUUUACACAGAAGUAAAUUGGAUUGGAAGUAUAGAACUCAACCGCAAGAUACUGCUUGCCAAGCAAUGAAUGAUCAUCGUAGUUGUUGGACUCGAGGAAAAGUGUUAGGUGGUUCAAGCGUACUUAAUACCAUGCUCUAUGUACGUGGAAAUCGCCGUGAUUAUGAUCAAUGGGAAAGCUUUGGAAAUACUGGCUGGGGAUACGACGAUGUACUACCAUAUUUUAAAAAGUCACAGGACCAAAGAAACCCGUAUUUAGCAAGAAACACUAAAUACCAUAGUACAGGUGGUUAUCUAACCGUUCAAGAUGCUCCAUAUAAUACACCACUGGCUCCAGCAUUUCUUCAAGCUGCAGAAGAAAUGGGUUAUGACAUCGUGGAUAUAAAUGGUGAACAACAAACAGGUUUCGCAUUCUUUCAAUAUACAAUGCGUAGAGGUACUAGAUGCAGUGCAGCCAAGGCAUUCAUACGACCUAUUCAAUUACGACCAAAUUUCCAUUUAUCAUUAUGGAGCCAUGUUACACGUGUUCUUAUAGACCCAAGCACAAAAAGAGCCUAUGGCGUAGAAUUUAUUAGAAAUGGUCGUAUCGAAACCGUAUUCGCAAGAAAAGAAGUUAUACUUUCAGCAGGUGCCAUAAAUACUCCACAAUUGUUAAUGUUAUCUGGUAUCGGACCUAGGAAUCAUCUCGAAAGUCUUGGUAUCCCAGUGAUUCAAGAUUCACCCGGUGUCGGACAAAAUCUUCAAGAUCAUAUAGCAGUUGGUGGUAUAACUUUUUUAAUUGAUUACGAGGUCAGUUUAGUUUUUCCUCGUUUAGUGAACUUCAAUAGUGCAUUAAGAUAUGCAAUUACCGAAGAUGGUCCUUUAACCUCAAGCGUUGGUAUUGAAGUAGUAGGCUUUCUAACCACUAAGUAUGCCAAUCAAACUGAUGAUUGGCCCGAUAUAGAGUUUAUGGUUACUUCCACCACGGUUAACAGCGGUGGGAGCCAAGUGAAAUAUGCUCAUUGUGUAACAGAUGCAUUUUACGAUGAAGUCUUUGGAGAGAUAACCAAUCGUAAUGGUUUUGGUAUAUUCCCAAUGAUGCUCAGACCUAAAUCACGUGGUUAUAUCAAAUUGAAAUCGAAAGAUCCACUUGAUUAUCCAUUGAUGUACCACAAUUAUUUAACGCAUCCCGAUGAUGUGAAUGUUUUGCGAGAAGGAGUCAAAGCAGCAAUUGCAUAUGGUGAAACGAGUAGUCUCAAGAGAUUCGGAUCAAGAUUUCAUAGUAAACCAUUACCAAAUUGUAAACAUAUUCCAAUGUUCACGGACGAGUAUUGGGAAUGUGCUAUUCGUCAAUACACAAUGACAAUUUAUCACAUGAGCUGUACUGCAAAAAUGGGUCCACGAUCUGAUCCAAUGGCCGUCGUAGAUCCUUCCUUAAGGGUAUAUGGAGUGGAAGGGCUUCGUGUAAUCGAUGCUUCAAUCAUGCCCACCAUAACUAAUGGCAAUAUCAAUGCACCUGUGAUGAUGAUAGCUGAGAAGGGUUCAGACCUCAUAAAAAAGGAUUGGAUAUCCAGAAAUAUAAGAAGCAAUGCGACUAUCUCAAAUACUUUUAAUUAAUAUUAAAUAAUUUAGAUAGUUCAUUAAAUAAUUAUAAAAUAUGUAUUUUUUUUUUUUAUCAUUGUGGUGUCUAAAAUCAUUACAAAAACAGGUAGAAAGUUGUAAAGACUUGAUUUUGUUAAGUUUUAUGUUUCCUAUUCAUUGUUCUAUUGUUAAGAUGUUUUAAAUCAAAAGAUUACUU
Molecule: messenger RNA, 3670 nt
Organism: Polistes dominula (European paper wasp)
Lineage: Eukaryota; Metazoa; Arthropoda; Insecta; Hymenoptera; Vespidae
Product: glucose dehydrogenase [FAD, quinone]
Molecular function (GO): flavin adenine dinucleotide binding; oxidoreductase activity, acting on CH-OH group of donors
Source: RefSeq, a predicted model, not a curated record